Molecule: messenger RNA, 1096 nt
Organism: Asparagus officinalis (garden asparagus)
Lineage: Eukaryota; Viridiplantae; Streptophyta; Magnoliopsida; Asparagales; Asparagaceae
Product: galactan beta-1,4-galactosyltransferase GALS3-like
Exons: 3
Coding region: 88-1092 (334 amino acids)
Source: RefSeq, a predicted model, not a curated record
UCUCUCUCAAUCCAAGCUCGCUUUAUAUUCGCUCUCUUUAAUCCUUCUCUUCAAGAAUUGAGAUCAACUGAGCAAAAAUUUUUCAAGAUGUUGAAGGAGAAAGAGAGAGAGAAGGAGAAAAAUUUCGUGGUGGGCUUCAUCUGCAACUGGGCCGACAUUAAAUUUCUCUUAAGCUCUCUCCUCAUCAUCUGCGUCCUUGGCACAGCGUUUCAAUUCAUCCCCUACAAAUCUUUCCUCUCUCCAAACGAUCUCCGUUCUUGCCUCUCGAAGCUCUCAGCUCCGAACCCCCCUCAAAAUCUCACGACCCAAGAACUCGCAAAACCCUCGAAACCCAUCGAGUUCCAACAAGAAAACCAAACCUCAGAUCUCAUCACGAAGCGAGUGUUCAACUCGGUGGGGUCGGCCGCUUACCUCUUCAUCCAAAUGGGCGCUUAUCGAGGCGGGCUCAACACUUUCGCGGUGGUGGGCCUCUGCUUCGAGCCCAUCCAGACGUCAGGAUCAGACGAAGCGGUUUCGGAUGGGUACUACCACAACCAGUUCCUGGUGGUGAACGAUUGCUUGCAUAGGUAUCGCUACGAUGCGAAGUGGAUGUUCUUCUUUGAUGUGGAUGAGUUCAUCUACGUGGACCCGAGGACGAGGUUCGACGGCUUCAUGGAUUCGAUGUCGGGGUUCACUCAGUUCACAAUCGAGCAGACGACCAUCUCGAGCAAGCUCUGUCUUGUUGGUGACGCUCCAAGAAUUGGAAGGAUGUGGGGUAUUGAGAAAUUAGUAUACAAAGACAUAAAACGAGGAAUCAGAAGGGAUCGAAAAUACGCCAUCCAACCCCGCAAUGCUUUCUCUGUUGGGGUCCACCUCUCUCAGAACUUCGCCGGCAAAACCACCCACAAAACGGAGGGCAAAAUCAAGUACUUCCACUACCACGGCACAAUAGCCAACCGCAGGGAGCCAUGCGUCGAAUACGUCAACGCGACGAAUUUAGUGUACGAAGGUACACCGUAUUAUCUGGACGAUACUCUUCGAAGACUCGCGGGCUCUGUUAAGAAGUUCGAGCUGAAGAGCAUCGGAAAGCGUUUGACGAGAACAACGCAAUGAGGGA